UAUUAUCAUUACUACUACUACUACUACUACUACAAUGAAAUCGCCGCCGAAACCGAUACAUAAUGUCCGACACGUUACCGAUAUUAUCGGUGAAUGGGGUCUAUGGCAGCUAAAUGUGGUUAUGUUUGCAUUAAGUUGUAAUAUAUUUCUGGCAUUUCAUACAUUGUCGGUAUCUUUUUAUGCACCAACUACUAGCUACUGGUGCUCAGAUAAUAAUAAUAAUAAUAAUGAUGAUGAUGAUGGUACAGGUGCUGCUAAUAUUGGCAAUCAAACAUUGAAAUCAACUGAUUAUUAUUGUCUGAAUGGAUGUCAAAACUGGACGUUUGAUAAGUCAGUAUUCAAAUCGACAAUCAUUGAUGAGUGGCACCUAAUCUGCGGCCAUCAGGAACUGUCAUCAGUUAGCCAAUCGUUACAUAUGUUAGGUCACGGUCUGGGAGCCAUCAUAUUUGGCUAUCUGUCUGCACGUUUUGGCCGCAAACCAGUACUAUGGGUGACAAUCAUAUUGGAAAUGCUGGCCGGCCUAUCCAGUGCACUGUCAGUCAAUGUAAUACAUUUUACAUUAUCCCGACUCGUACUGGGAAUGGCAACAAACGGUCGUUAUCUAACAUCGUUUAUAUUAGUUACCGAAAGUGUUGGACCUAAAUAUAGGGCCACAUUAGGUCUAUGUUUUCAUUUGGGUUGGGCACUCGGUUAUUGUCUAUUACCGGGCAUAGCCUACUUGUUGCCUAACUUUCGCCAUAUGAUAUUAGUAACAUCAAUACCGGAAAUCUUAUGGAUUGUAUGGCUGUAUUGGAUACCGGAGUCGCCCCGUUGGCUGAUAACUGAAUGUAAAUGGGAUCGCUUGGAACCGGUACUCAAACGGGCUGUCCAUAUGAAUUCAUUGCCAAUCAGUGACUUUCCGGGUCAGUUUCAAUCGUUGAAAAAGUAUUAUAUAGGCGAUGAUAAAAAACAAAUAAAAAGUGAUAAUAAUAAUAAUAACAAAAAGAAAUCAUAUAUUUGGGAUGUAUUGAAGUCACCCAACUUGAGGAGGACAACCCUAAUCAUGUACUUUACGUGGUUUGUCAAUGCAUUUGUCUAUUUCGGUAUAUCGUUAAAUAUUGGCGACUUUGGCUUCAAUUUGUUUAUCAACUUUUUGAUUGCCGGCCUAUUGGAAAUACCCAGCAGUUUGUUGCCGAUAAUAGCUAUCAAUUAUAUGGGUCGCCGGCCACUUACAGCUGGGCUUAUGUACUCGAGUGGACUGUCGUGUUUGGCUAUCAUACCGUUGCUGAUGAUGUCCACGGAAUGGCCCCGAGUAACCAUUGCAUUGAUUGGCAAGUUUUUUAUAACCAGUUCCUAUGCUGUUAUCUAUCCAUACGCUGCCGAAAUCUAUCCAACUGUAGUCAGACAAGUGGGUCUCGGGUCGUGUUCGGUGGCUUCGAGUCUCGGCUGUAUAAUAGCGCCGUUUGUUAAGGAUGUGAGUUUAAGCACCGGUAUGAAUGUUGUACUAUAUAUUUUGGGUGGUCUAUCCAUUGUCGACGGUGUGUCCAUACAUUUUCUACCCGAAACUCGUGGCAAACAAAUUGCCGACACUAUUGCCGAAGCGGAACAAUUCAAUAUGCGGCCUAUUAUUAUUACUAUUACUACUACUACCUCUACCUCUACU
This is a messenger RNA of Oppia nitens, 1642 nucleotides long. Its product is annotated as organic cation transporter protein-like. The transcript is spliced from 6 exons. Gene Ontology annotation, molecular function: transmembrane transporter activity. Gene Ontology annotation, cellular component: membrane. Gene Ontology annotation, biological process: transmembrane transport. The record is from RefSeq and is a predicted model, not a curated record. The annotation marks the transcript as partial. NCBI's taxonomy places the organism in Eukaryota, Metazoa, Arthropoda, Arachnida, Sarcoptiformes, Oppiidae.